AAGAAGCUACUGUUUCUAACCGGACAGUUAUAGAACAGACACCGUUCUCAUCAUGUCGAGGCACCUCCGCUUCAUCGCAAGAACUGUGAUGGUCCAGGACGGCAACGUUGAUGCGGCGUACAAGACUUUGAACAGGAUUCUAACUCAGGAUGGAAUUAUUGAAACAGUGAAGUGCAAGCGCUACUUCGAGAAGCCCUGCCAAGAACAACAGCGGAAGAACUUUGAGAACUGCAGGCGGAUUUACCACACGGAAAUGGCCAGAAAAAUAGCCUUCAUCUCAAGGACAAACAGAGAGGAUCCAUGGCUCGGCAACUAGGAAAAUAAAGGUGGCGUGAUGAAAGAGAAGGCUAUCAGUUGACUGGUUGUGACGGGGACCAGCAUGUGGAAGACGCAAUCAAGAUCCACACCAUGUCACUGUCACACAUAAACGGACUGGGAGAAGAAUGCUGCUCCAUUGUUUCACAUUCAGUGGGAGUAAAUCGUAAUAGGCCUGCAAUAACCUGUAAUAGGCAGGUUAAUUAAAACUUGUCUGGCAUUUUGUGUACGAAUCUUCCUUAACAGAUUGCCAAUGAAAAGCUAAUAAAUUUGAGACAAUAUCUAAACCUUA
Molecule: messenger RNA, 607 nt
Organism: Labrus bergylta (ballan wrasse)
Lineage: Eukaryota; Metazoa; Chordata; Actinopteri; Labriformes; Labridae
Gene: mrps21
Product: mitochondrial ribosomal protein S21
Biological process (GO): translation
Cellular component (GO): ribosome
Molecular function (GO): structural constituent of ribosome
Source: RefSeq, a predicted model, not a curated record